Pestalotiopsis fici W106-1 is the source of this 1353-nucleotide messenger RNA. RefSeq lists its product as uncharacterized. Gene Ontology annotation, molecular function: oxidoreductase activity. The transcript is spliced from 4 exons. The coding region runs from base 1 to 1353 and encodes 450 amino acids. Gene Ontology annotation, cellular component: cytoplasm. The record is from RefSeq and is a predicted model, not a curated record. Lineage: Eukaryota; Fungi; Ascomycota; Sordariomycetes; Amphisphaeriales; Sporocadaceae.
AUGGAGCAACCGACUGCUCAACCCGUGUUUCCCGUCGCCAACGCUACGGUUCCCUUUUGGCGCACCGAGCUGCACGAGCUCGACUCUCAUCGAAGCACUGAAGAGCUUCCUGCCGAGCAGGAUGUUGUCAUCAUCGGCGCCGGCUUUUCUGGAACCACUUGCGCAUACUAUCUGACUGACGACAACGCUGAGUCGCCGAAGAUCACAAUCUUGGAGGCUCGUGAGGCCUGUUCUGGUGCCACGGGCAGAAAUGGCGGUCAUUGCAGACCCGACUUGCACGUGGGAUUCGCCACUCGUCGCGACAACAGGGGCUUCGAGGCAGCAAAUGCAGUUGCCUGCUUUGAGCUUGCCAACCUAGAAGCUGUCACGGCACUGGUGCGCAAGGAGCAGAUCGAGUGUGAUUUCGAGGAAGUCACGUCGGCCAAUGUCUAUCUCGACGAGAAGCAGGCCCUCUCCGCCAAGGAGAACUUGAUGGAGAUGAAGGAGCUCAGAUGCCCGACUGCCAGCUUGGUCAAGUACCACGGCCCAGAAGAGGCAGAAAAGGUCUCGGGCGUCAAGGGCGCAAAGGCCGUCACGACUUUCCCGGCAGCCACGAUGUGGCCCUACAAGUUCAUCUUGCACUUGCUUUCGAUUCUGGUCGCCAAGGGUGUCAAUCUGCAGACCAACACACCCGUCCUCAAGGUUUCCGAUUCGGCAGAUGCCGAUGGAUACUGGACCGUCACCACCUCGAGAGGUGACAUCAAGACAAAGAAGGUGGUCUUUGCCACUAAUGGCUACACAAGUGGUCUGCUGCCCGAGUACAGCCAGAUCAUCCGCCCCGUCCGCGGCACCUGCAGCCGCAUCACCGUUGCCAACCCCGGCCCUCCCAUGGGCAAGCUCAAGUCCAUGGUGCAGUACUAUGGACCCAAGACGGCCGAUUAUCAGGCCAACCGCGCAGAUGGUAGCUUUGUCAUUGGCGGCGCCUGGUCCACUUGCAGAUUUAAGCACGUUCAGCAGUGGCGUGAUGUCGUGGAUGACUCCCAGACUGUGCCUGCCGCAGCUGGGUAUUUCGACGACUUUAUGGAGAGGACCUUUGUUGGAUGGGAUCACUCCGAGUCCAAGGUUGACAAGCUGUGGGCUGGAAUCAUGGGCUACACCGAGGACAGCGAGCCGCACCUUGGCAAGAUUCCGAACAAGGAGGGUCUGUUCAUCUGUGCCGGUUUCAACGGCCACGGAAUGCCGCUAGUCUUGCUCUCUGCAAAGGGUGUCGCCAACAUGAUUAAAGAUGGCAUUGAUUUCUCAGAGACUGGAAUCCCAUCCAUUUACGAGACGUCCACGUGGCGCCUCAACAAGAUCACAGAGGUCCCGGUCUAG